Rhopilema esculentum is the source of this 5004-nucleotide messenger RNA. RefSeq lists its product as uncharacterized. Lineage: Eukaryota; Metazoa; Cnidaria; Scyphozoa; Rhizostomeae; Rhizostomatidae. The record is from RefSeq and is a predicted model, not a curated record.
GAUUUCGAUUACUGAUUUUUGUCAAAGAUAUCACCCCAUAUUUUUCAAGGCUUGUUGUUUUGAAAUUUUUGAUAAUUUGUUAAUGUUGUUCUUUUGCAACAUUGAUGUAUUUAUUUUUCUGCAUCUAAAACAAUAAAUUACUGAUAAGAACGGCUCUGUUUUAUAAGCUGCACAUUGUUUUAAAUUUUUAGCAUAUCGAGCCUCAAGGUUCUUAAAAGGCGAGUCCUUAUUUUCUUUAAAAAAGUGCAACCAGAACAAUUUCUGGUGGCAAAAACCUUUUAAUGGCUUGGAAAAGUAAACAUUUGAAGACGUGUAAAUGUGUUUCAUGUGGCACUCUUUAGAGGAUGAAACGUCAAAAUGAAGAUCGAAAUUCUUAAGUCCUGUGGCAUGAUGAUAACUCAAAUCCCUGCGCGUUUUGCAAGAAUUUAAGCAAUAUGACAUCAAAUUCAUUUCACAACGUAAAAUUGACCGUCAACGUAACACAGUGGAGGAGAAGACUUUUCUCAGGAGACAGGAAUUGGUUAAAUAGCAAGGGAAAAUGGAAAAAUCUGAGACCAAAAGGACUGCCUUGGAGUUUUUCAAAGAUUUGCUGCAAUCAAUUUUGGUGGCUGUUCGUCUCAACACACUUUUGGGAAACAGUCUUGCAACAGAUGAAACAUUACAGUUCCAGGUUGACAGUUUGCAAGCCUCGCUAGACAAAAGUCGAGCUGCCGAAGAAAAUUCUAUCAAAGAAAAAAGAGAGGCUGAAAGAGAUGCAGCAAGCUUCAUGUCAGAGCUUGAUCAGCUUAAAAUCGCACUGGAAAAAGCAACCUCCGGCGGAAAAGAGAAGGACAUCACAAUCCUUAAUCUUACAAAUGAGGUAUCAAAAGUCAAAAGAGAAAAGCAACUUGAAAUAGAAAGACGGCAUGAAUUGGAGCGACAAUGUGAACUCCUCGAGAGGGAACUCAGUGCUAAAGAGUCGGAAGUUGAGGAACUCUCAAAGCAGUUACAGGAACUGCAACAUAUCGAUAAAGCCCAGGAAAAUGCUGAUGAGUUGGAGGAAAACAAUGUUGAGCCAGAAACAACCGUAAAAGAACGACUUAGUGAAGAAACCUUUCUCAUUGAAGAUGGAAAAGAUCUUGAAAGACAAGAAAGUUGGGUAAUGGCUAAAGAUUAUGAAGAGGCAGACGUUGAUUGUCUCCGAAAUCAAGUCGAAUUUUUGCAAGAACAGCUUUUGAUGAAAGAGGAAGAAAAUCAAGGGCUUUUUGAGAAACUCGAGGAGCUGAGCAUAGUUUUCGAUUGCAACAUGACAAAAGAGAGUGGUACAAUCAGAGACAUGGAAACCUCGUCCAUGGACAUUUUCAAGAUAGAUAUAGCUGGAAUUAAUGAAGAGCCUCGCGGAAUUGCACGAAAGAUUUCUGCCAUGCAGAGCCAAAUAUUUGAAUUGGAGCAAGAGAAUGCCGAUCUUCGAGCAGUGGUCAGUGACCAGAAAACGAGUACUCUGUCAGCAGAAAGAAUUUCUGAAUAUGCCGUGGAAUCUCUUCGUGACAGUCUCGCGGAGCUUAAUGGGCAUCUUGCCAAGUCAGAGAAAGCACGCGAAGACAUUGCUAGGCAGCUUCGCGAUGAAAGAGAGAUUUAUAUGAUAUCGGAGGAUAAGUUGAAGAAGGAGAUUAAAAGCUUGAAAGACAACAUUGAAAGGUGCAAGGUACAAUGGCAGGAGGAAAGAGAAGGCCUGCUUGAAGAAGAAAGACGCAUGAAAAACGAAUUGGAAAUGUUUAAGAAUGAAGACAGGGUAUCUUUGAGUAACGAAGAUCAUCCGAAGGAAAGUGACUUUGCUAAGCAAAUAAGAGGCCUCGAAUUGGAGAUUGAAGACUUAAAUGAAUCCAUUAGUGCCCUACAAAACAAAAACAACAAUCUCGAAAGAGAGAAUAAAGACCUAGAAAACAAGAAUACAGUGUUAUAUGCAGAAAUACGCAAAGAAAAAGACCACUGCUCUGAUGUUGAAGAAACGAUGAAACAUGACAUCGAUUCAAUCAGAUCGUGUUUUGAAGAGCAAAUUGAGCAGCUGCAAAAGAGAAAUAAAGAAAUGGAAGGAAGACUCAAGAAAGAAUUUUCAGCAAGCCAGAGUUCACAGGACCUGCAAGUGCAGGUUGAAGACCUUUACAACGAGCUGGACGAGGUAAACAAAAUACUGGCUGAUGAGAGGUCAAAGAGAAAGCAACUGGAAGCAGAAAGUCUUGAGUUUAAAAGAAAGGAAAGAGCAUACGAGAAUGCAAUUGCUGCCAAAGUGGAGGCGGAAAAUAAAGAUGGAUUUCCAAACCUUAUGAAGAAGAGGUCAGAAAGAUGGAAUGAUGACUCUAUAGAGCUUCGAAAGAGGGUUGACGACCUUGAAAAGAAAAACAGAGAGCUGAGGAAUGCCCUUGAUAGAAGAGGUUGUUCUGUGGAGUCGAUAAAACAAGGAUACGAAAGCAAGUUAAGAGAGGAGCAACAGAGGAAGGGAGGAAGAGGACUUGCUACCCCAGAAAGAUCAACUCCUAGCAAUGAAGCAAUAUCGAGGAGCUCAAGUUGGAACACGCCUGUCAGUAGAGUUGGUUCCGUUACAGUGACUGAAUCGGAAUCUAGAAGUUCUGACAUAUCGUUGCAAACAUCAAAGAAUGAGACAAUAGCACAAUUGAAGGCAAAAAUCGUAGCAAUCGAGAGUGACAAAACAAUGCAAGCAAAACAAAGCCAAGCCAAGAUUCAAGCUCUGGAAGACGAGAUCGCAAUGUUGAAGCAACAUAUAAAAGGCCCUUCCACGAGUAAAAAGGGUGGUGCGCCAAACACUGUGGUUACACCGAGUAGGAAGAUAAGUUCAAAGGAAAGCCUGGAGAUUCAAACUUCAGCUGCACCGAAAGAAGAAGAAACAAAUUCAAAUGUCUCGAAGAUAGAAAAUUUGAAUUCUGUUGAAGGAUUAAAAGCGCUGGUCAAGGAGUUUGAAUGCGAGUCUUCUGAACUUCAGGAAAUCAUCGAUGAGUCAAAAGAAGCGAUAUUGGAGCUGAAGAAAGCUCUCCAAGGGAACGACGGCCUUUUCCUGGUCGACUCAGCCAACAUGGAAGAGAUUAAGAAGCUUGCCACCUUCUCAAAAACUGAUCUUGAUGAAAUUGAUAAUGGGAAUGCACAGAGAUCGAGUUUGCCUUCACACGAAAGAGGCGAGGUUCCUUUUGAAAAGCAAUCUUACAUCCUGUCGCGGUUGUCCUUGACUGACAUCGACGUCGACUCGGUUCUAAACAAACUGAGGAUUGCGGUAAGUCAGCUAGAAUCUCGAUUGGCAUCUGUGAAUAACGAAAGACAGCGGGCAGAAGCGAAGAUUCAAAAAAUUAAGAAGGUUGGAUCGAGAAAAACUGCUAGUCUGAUCAAUGUUUCGAAAAGUGCAGAUGAGCUCACGGCAAAACCAAGCAAUAAAUGCAUCCUCCAUGGUAGUCGAUCGGCAGUCAUCGACAUUGCACGCGAGAGAGAUGCAAUAAUAACAGACGGUACCAUCGACGAUAUAGCACACGAAGAAAACUUACGACCAAGGGAUGAUAAGAGCUUCCAGCACGGGGUGCGCUGCAAGCUUCUGUGGCAGCAGCUGUGUGACGCAAAAGCUGCAAUGUCUGGAUACGAGAGAGAGAUCGACAGGCAAAAGAAUGUUUACGAAAAAGAACUAGCAGAGUUGCAAGAGAAGGAAGGGACAGCGAAAAGUGAUGAAGUAUGUUCAAUGGAAGAAGAAAAAGUUCACAGAGUAGAGAUUGAGAGAAAAGAGGAAGCAAUAAGGGACUUGGAGAUGCAAUUACUGGAAGAAAGAAAGAGCUCAAUUGCAAUGCAUGAGGAAUUGGAGAACUAUCGAGCCCAGCUUGAUGAUUCUAAUGAGAAAAAUUGUAAAUUGGAGGCAAAACUAGAAGAAACAAGAGCAUUGUUGCUUAAACAUCAUAAAAGCAGUGACAAGAAACUCGAUAAUCUGAUGAAUUUCAUGCAAGAAGGGCUGAUAGAACAGAUGAAGCAGGCAAUAGAUGUAGAUGGGAAAAGGCUGGAGUUCACUAGAGCAUCCCCUUCUGAGCAACGAUAUCUGAUGCGCUCUGGAAGUAAGCAGAGCUCGCGAAACACAUCAUUCCAUUCGCCAGAGGAAGCAAUAAACGGAGAGCAUGCAGCGAAGAAGUCAAGGUCUCGCCGCAACAAGGAGAUGCAGAGGGUGACUGCUUCACGUGCUUACCUCAUCAUGGACGAGGUCGAAGGAAUCAAAGGACAAGUAAACUGGGUGCAAGAGAACAUCAAAAGUUUGCUGGCUUGUAUUGAUCAGACACAAAGAGAAAAGAUUAAACUGCAAGAAGAGUGCAAACAAUUGCUGAGAAGAAUCGAGGAGAAGGAGGAAGAGCUAAGAGCAUUCGAGACAAGUAUGGAGAAAGAGCGGCAAAGAAUGAGUGAUGUAGAAACGGAAUAUCGCUCAGAAUUGGAUGCAUUGCGAGCAGAGCAGCUUGAAGUGUUUCAGGAAUUUCGUCAAAUGUGCGAAACAGUUAAGCGUAAGGAUCUCGAACUGCUUAACAAAUCAAAACAGAUCAAGCUUCUUACUGCAGAAUGGAAGGAGAAAGAGGCUAAUAUGAAUGCACAGAUCGAAAACCUAGAGAAGGAGAACAAAGCAGUUUGGACGGAGAACAACGAGCUUCGGGUGGAAGUGGAGAGGUCAAAGAGCCUCACCGAAGACUACACAAGAAAGAUGAAAAACUCUGAAGAUAAUCUUAACAGUCUGUAUAAGAAACUUUCAAAUGUCGAUAGAAUAAUUUAUGAAUGCAAACAAAAAGGAUUAUACAAGUAGAUAAAAUCUCAUAUAACAUUAAUUACUCUUGGCAACCACAAUGGAAUAUAUAUAUGUAUAAUUUAUUGCAGUAAAUACACUGGCAACAUUAAAAUGUGUAAGGCCAUCGUACUGAAAAAGUAAAACUUGUUAGAAACUGUAUUUUGAAGGAAUUCUCAAAAUCCAACAAUCAAAAUAAGCAAUUGAAAGUUGUUGAU